GUAUAAACAAAUCCUUACAUGAAGUUAACAGCUAAGUCUAACAAGUCUCUACUUCGUUUGAAAGCACAGAAAAAGAAGGUGUUAGUUGACUGAAGUUGUCGUUAACCAUGAGAGGAACAGCUAAAAGCAAGGUGGUGACAUCAGGAAGGCUGGCAGGAAGAGUCAAAGUCCAGCCAGCCAAGAGACGAGUGACUCUAAGUCCAGGACCAGCAACCUGCCCUGAGCCAGCCUACUCUCUGUACUCCACAGAUUCUGAAGACCAGGUCACCCUCUCUCCAUCAAAGGUCUGGACCGAAAUGGCUGCCUUGAGGCAUGUCUUCAGCCUGCAGAAGGCAAGGGGCCCCAGGAAAGGACUUCAAGCAGUUCCAGCGGCACCAGACGCCCACGACAUCCAAGAAGCAACCCACGUCAACCCCCCUGCUGUCAGCGCACACUCCAAGGCCCGUAAGCCCACCCACCUCCAGAAACCGAACCUCAACACCCCGCCGCAGUCCCACCUUACCUGCGCACACCACCAAACAUUCCCCGCACCCUCCACCCGACACUCCAACCCCUCAACCAUCCCCACUUUAGACCCACGCCUCUCCCCCAAGACCGAACUGCCCGUCCUGACCCCGAAAGCCCUGCGCCAGAGGAGCUGUCAGUCAGUCCAGCGUGCACCAGGAAGCACGACUCCAAGAGCAACACGUCAGCCUGCUGUUCCAGCUGCACACUCAGGCGUAAAGCUCCACCCACCUCAGAAACGACCUCACACCCCGCUGCAGUCUCACUUACCUGCGUCACACCACCAAACAUUCUCCGCCGCUACUCCUCCACCUGACACCUCCACCCCUCCACCCCAUCCUCACUUAGACCAGCUGCCUCUCCCCCAGACUGACUGCCGGUCUGACCCUGAAGCCCUGCGUACAGACUGUAAGGCAGAUUUUGAUCGAGAAGAGGAGGACUUUGUUCCAGUGAAAGACAUUAAUACCCAAAGCACGGCCACAGACACACACACAGCUGUCAGACACCCACACAUACACACCUGUACCAUGAAGAUGUUAAACACACAGCUGGAGUCUGGACAGGUUGAUAAAGUCCCUCAGGAUGCACACAGCAUGGAGGACUGCAGUCCAGAAACAGAAGUGAAAGUGAAGACUGUUCAGUAUCUGCUGGGAGAACUCAAGGCUCUAAUCACUGGACAAGGCAGUGUAGCAGAGAGGCUGAUCAGUCAUUUGGAGCAGACUGUGUCCGUACCACAGGUGAAUGGUCACAGUUCAAACAUCCAGAGUGAACCGGACCUAUCAUCACUACACAGCCAGAACACUCUGCUCCGCAGGCGUGUGAGGACUCUGCAGCAGCAGUUGAAAGAGAAGGAGAAGGCAGAGAGACAACAGAAUAUGGAGACACUCUUUAACUCAGAAGCAGGACUCUUCAGAGUCAGAAUCCAUCAGAAUGUUAUAAAGUUGUUGACAGUUCAGUGUCAGACACUCUGGUUAUAAAACAACAUUUUGAACAACACCAGCACAGACAAGAUCCAGCAGAGCCUCCCACUGACCGCAUCACCCAGUACCUGAUGUCUCUAGGUCAGCCGGAGCCCGCAGAGAGAGAAGUAAACACACUAGAGCAAAAGAAACUGACCUUAGUCAAGCUGAGAGACACAUUAUCACGUCCCGAUGUAAAACCUAAAGAGACUUCAGCCUGUCACCAAAACCCUCACAUCGACCAAUCACAUCAUUCUGGCAAAGUCUGGUUAUGUGGUCGACUGUUGAACUCCACGUUGUCCCAGUGUGACGUGGAAUCUGUGUGGUCCAAUUGGAGCGCGAGGUCAGGGUCAACCUUUGACACCAGAGACGAGGCAGCGUUCAGAGAUGGCCUGUCAGCUCUGGAUGCGAGCAUUGCCAGUCUGCAGAAGACUAUUCAGCUGGAUCUGGGGAGGUGAUACACACUCAGCUUCACUUCGCUUCAGCUUUUAUAUGAGCUACUCUCUGUUAUUAUGUUUUCUUGAAAUAUGUUGUAAUGCAUAAUCUCCUUUUUGUAUUUAGCAUUUUUCCCUUUUUGAAGGUUUUAAUAAGUGAUUUUUCAGAUUGGAAAUAAAGCAUU
Messenger RNA from Morone saxatilis (striped sea-bass), 2082 nucleotides. It is a transcript of the gene ccdc14, whose product is annotated as coiled-coil domain containing 14. Gene Ontology annotation, biological process: protein localization to centrosome. Gene Ontology annotation, cellular component: centriolar satellite. The record is from RefSeq and is a predicted model, not a curated record. Lineage: Eukaryota; Metazoa; Chordata; Actinopteri; Moronidae.